GGCCGCGCGCCGGGCUGUCCGCUGUUGGGAGCCUAGCCCCCGGCCUGGGGCCGGGCGACCCUGGGGCGCGCUGUGCUCAGGUCUAGGUGGCUGGGUUUGGGGAGGCAUCCCAGCCCAUCAGGGAUACCAGCUGUAGGUCUGGCUCGACCCUUUCACCAUCCGCAAACACCCCUGAGCACAGGCCCUUCCUGGGGAGAUCCAUGGGGGCUGGGUCUACACUGACCAGCAGCUGUCCAACCAGGGCAUCCAGGACUGGCGUGGAGCAGAAACUGUCCAUGGAGCUGGUUAACAAGGUGGACAGGAGGCCGCGGUGAUGGCACAGUUUGACACUGAAUACCAGCGCCUAGAGGCCUCCUAUAGCGAUUCACCCCCAGGGGAAGAGGACCUGCUGGUACACGUGGCAGAGGGGAGCAAAUCACCUUGGCACCACAUCGAAAACCUUGACCUCUUCUUCUCUCGAGUUUAUAAUCUACAUCAGAAGAAUGGCUUCACAUGUAUGCUCAUUGGAGAGAUUUUUGAACUCAUGCAGUUCCUCUUUGUGGUUGCCUUCACCACCUUCCUGGUUAGCUGUGUGGACUACGACAUCCUAUUUGCCAACAAGAUGGUGAACCACAGUCUUCACCCUACUGAGCCUGUCAAGGUCACUCUGCCAGAUGCCUUUUUGCCUGCCCAAGUCUGUAGUGCCAGGAUUCAGGAAAAUGGCUCGCUUAUCACCAUCCUGGUCAUUGCCGGUGUCUUCUGGAUCCACCGGCUUAUCAAGUUCAUCUAUAACAUUUGCUGCUAUUGGGAGAUCCACUCCUUCUACCUGCAUGCUCUACGUAUCCCCAUGUCGGCCCUUCCAUAUUGCACAUGGCAGGAAGUGCAGGCCCGGAUUGUGCAGACACAGAAAGAGCACCAGAUCUGCAUCCACAAGCGUGAACUGACAGAGUUGGACAUCUACCAUCGCAUCCUGCGUUUCCAGAACUACAUGGUGGCACUGGUGAACAAGUCCCUCCUGCCUCUGCGCUUCCGCCUGCCUGGCCUUGGAGAGGUGGUCUUUUUCACGCGUGGUCUCAAGUACAACUUUGAGCUGAUCCUCUUCUGGGGACCUGGCUCUUUGUUUCUCAAUGAAUGGAGCCUCAAGGCUGAGUACAAACGCGGAGGGCAACGGUUAGAGCUGGCCCAGCGCCUCAGCAACCGCAUCCUGUGGAUCGGCAUCGCCAACUUCCUGCUGUGUCCCCUCAUCCUCAUCUGGCAGAUCCUCUACGCCUUCUUCAGCUACGCCGAGGUGCUGAAGAGAGAGCCAGGGGCCCUGGGAGCACGUUGCUGGUCACUGUAUGGCCGUUGCUACCUCCGCCACUUCAAUGAGCUGGAACACGAGCUGCAGUCCCGCCUCAACCGUGGCUACAAGCCUGCCUCCAAGUACAUGAAUUGCUUCCUGUCGCCGCUCCUGACUCUGCUGGCCAAGAAUGGUGCUUUCUUCGCCGGCUCGAUCCUGGCUGUGCUGAUCGCUCUCACUAUCUAUGAUGAAGAUGUGUUAGCUGUGGAACAUGUCCUCACUACCGUCACACUUCUGGGAGUCACAGUGACCGUGUGCAGGUCCUUCAUCCCAGACCAGCACAUGGUGUUCUGCCCUGAGCAGCUGCUCCGAGUGAUCCUCGCUCAUAUCCACUACAUGCCUGACCACUGGCAGGGUAAUGCCCACCGCUCGCAGACCCGGGACGAGUUUGCCCAGCUCUUCCAGUACAAGGCAGUGUUCAUCUUGGAGGAGUUGCUGAGUCCCAUUGUCACACCCCUGAUUCUCAUUUUCUGCCUACGCCCACGGGCCCUGGAGAUCAUAGACUUCUUCCGCAACUUCACAGUGGAGGUUGUCGGCGUUGGGGACACCUGCUCCUUUGCUCAGAUGGAUGUUCGCCAGCAUGGUCAUCCUCAGUGGCUGUCUGGAGGGCAGACCGAGGCCUCGGUGUACCAGCAGGCUGAGGAUGGGAAGACUGAGUUGUCACUCAUGCACUUCGCCAUCACUAAUCCUGGCUGGCAGCCACCUCGUGAGAGCACAGCUUUCCUGGGCUUCCUCAAGGAGCAGGUUCAGCGAGAUGGAGCAGCUGCUGGCCUUGCCCAAGGUGGUCUGCUCCCUGAGAAUGCCCUUUUCACGUCCAUUCAGUCCCUACAGUCUGAGUCCGAGCCGCUGAGCCUUAUUGCAAAUGUGGUAGCUGGCUCAUCCUGCAGGGGACCCCCACUUUCCAGAGACCUGCAGGGCUCCAGGCACAGGGCUGAAGUUGCCUCUGCCCUUCGCUCCUUCUCCCCGCUACAACCUGGCCAGCCCCCGCAAGGCCGGGCCCCCAGCACCAUGACAGGCUCUGGAGUGGAUGCCAGGACAGCCAGCUCCGGGAGCAGUGUGUGGGAAGGACAGCUGCAGAGUCUGGUGCUGUCAGAGUACGCGUCCACUGAGAUGAGCCUUCAUGCCCUCUAUAUGCACCAGCUCCACAAGCAGCAGACCCAGGCUGAGCCCGAGCGGCAUGUGUGGCACCGCCGGGACAGCGAUGAGAGUGGAGAGAGUGCUCCUGAAGAGGGGGGAGAGGGUGCCCGGGCCUCCCAACCUAUCCCCCGAUCUGCCAGCUAUCCCUGUGCCGCAGCCCGGCCUGGAGCACCCGAGACCACCGCCCUGCACGGGGGCUUCCAGAGGCGCUACGGGGGCAUCACAGAUCCCGGCACAGUGCCCCGUGCUCCCUCUCACUUCUCCAGGCUGCCCCUGGGAGGGUGGGCAGAAGAUGGGCAGCCAGCGUCAAGACAUCCGGAGCCCGUGCCAGAGGAGGGCUCGGAGGAUGAGCUGCCCCCUCAAGUGCACAAGGUGUAGACAAGGUAGAAGAGGGUCCCCAAGCUCCAGGAUGGAGGCAACGGCUGCCCUGCCAACCAUCUGCCUGCCACGAGAGGGGGUCUCUGAGUGUUGCCUGGCCCCACGUG
Peromyscus eremicus (cactus mouse) is the source of this 2940-nucleotide messenger RNA. It is a transcript of the gene Atg9a, whose product is annotated as autophagy related 9A. The coding region runs from base 314 to 2833 and encodes 839 amino acids. The record is from RefSeq and is a predicted model, not a curated record. The transcript is spliced from 16 exons. Gene Ontology annotation, biological process: autophagy of mitochondrion; protein localization to phagophore assembly site. Gene Ontology annotation, cellular component: phagophore assembly site; autophagosome. NCBI's taxonomy places the organism in Eukaryota, Metazoa, Chordata, Mammalia, Rodentia, Cricetidae.